CAUACACAAAAUGCCUCUUCCAUCCGCAGACGAACUCGAGCAGCUCGAAGAUAUUGAAAAGCAAUGGGCUGUCAAGGCUAUGCAUCACGCUGAGACCUAUUUUAAGCUGAUCUCUGCUAUGGACUGCUCCAAGCUCCGUUUGACAAGCAUUGAUGAUGAAAUCUACAAGGACUUCAUUGAAAACUUUCCUCAUAUUGAUGUUAAGCACUUGGACGAGAAAGACUUCAAGUCUCCCGAGAGCAAGGAUAAGUGGCGCCACUGGAUCAACAAGUAUGAGAAGAGAGUUAAUGAAUUCAACUUUGGCUGUUUGAUCCGUAUUGAUCCCUCCAAAGACUACACCGAGGAAAACACCAUGUUUGGUGUCCGUAUGCAGUUUUAUGCUAUUGAAAUUGCCAGAAACAAGUUGGGAUUGAAUGCUGCUGUCCGCAAGCAAUAAAAUAGAUACAAAGUUAUAAAGAAAGAAAAAGUAUGCCUAUUUAAAAAUGUGAUAUAUACUAGUGGUUGAGAGUACAUGCAUAAUUAGUGUGUGUGUUAGAUAUGUUAAUAAAUCUACUUUGCCAUUCUAAUUAAACUGGAAAUAAAAGUUACGAAUUACAAAACC
Phycomyces blakesleeanus NRRL 1555(-) is the source of this 601-nucleotide messenger RNA. RefSeq lists its product as hypothetical. The transcript is spliced from 6 exons. NCBI's taxonomy places the organism in Eukaryota, Fungi, Mucoromycota, Mucoromycetes, Mucorales, Phycomycetaceae. Gene Ontology annotation, cellular component: cytoplasm. The record is from RefSeq and is a predicted model, not a curated record. The coding region runs from base 11 to 436 and encodes 141 amino acids.